Molecule: messenger RNA, 358 nt
Organism: Hyaena hyaena (striped hyena)
Lineage: Eukaryota; Metazoa; Chordata; Mammalia; Carnivora; Hyaenidae
Gene: IQCJ
Product: IQ motif containing J
Exons: 4
Source: RefSeq, a predicted model, not a curated record
AAAUGAAAAGAUUGCAGAAUCCUUUAGAACAAGUUAAUGAUGGAAAAUAUUUACUUGAAAAUCACCAGAUGGCCAUGGAUAUGGAGAAUAAUAUUGAAAAAUAUCACCUCAAUCUACAGCCUCUGGAAUCAAAGGUGAAAGUCAUUCAGAGAGCCUGGCGUGAGUACCUGCAGCGACAGGACCCCCCGGAGAAAAGGAGCCCGUCCCCGUCCUCUGUGUCCUCAGAGAAGCUGAGCAGCUCUGUCAGCAUGAACACCUUCUCAGACAGCAGCACACCCGGUAGCUCGUCAGCACCAUGGAGAGGUCUGUGCAGUGUGGAACGACGUGGGACUGUGACCGGAGCAAGCAAUCUGACAGU